Molecule: messenger RNA, 760 nt
Organism: Cryptomeria japonica (Japanese cedar)
Lineage: Eukaryota; Viridiplantae; Streptophyta; Pinopsida; Cupressales; Cupressaceae
Product: non-specific lipid transfer protein GPI-anchored 21
Exons: 2
Coding region: 83-421 (112 amino acids)
Biological process (GO): systemic acquired resistance
Molecular function (GO): fatty acid binding
Source: RefSeq, a predicted model, not a curated record
ACCUUCAUCUCAACUUAACAAGCUGCAAGUGAAAGUCUUUAUUGAUUUUCAUAAAGGGAAGUGUUUUAUCAGUGUCAUCCUAAUGGCUCUUGCAAAAUCUCUGUACUUUCUGGUUUUGAUGGGUCUGAUAGUGGGUGUGUAUGGAGAUGGAGAGUGUGGGAAUACCCCUGUGGAAAAAGCAGCCAUAUCAAUGGCACCCUGUGCUCAGGCAGCACAAGACAAGACUGCCCCUGUUUCAUCAAGAUGCUGUGACUCUAUCAAGAAGCUCAGCACUCAAAAGGAAUGCCUCUGUGCUGUCAUGCUCUCUAAAGUUGCACAGCAAGCUGGAAUAAAGCCUGAAAUAGCCAUCACCAUCCCAAAGCGUUGCAACUUUCAGAACAGACCUGUUGGGUACAAGUGUGGAGCUUACACUCUGCCUUGAACAUGGAUGUUUUAUAGAGAAUAAAUGGAGACAGAGAGGAUGAUCAUAGACCUUAUGUUAAUAGCUACUCAAUGGGCUUACAUAGUGUAAAGCCUUUCCUCUAUAUUACUGAUUAUAAAUAAAGAAAAAGCUGCAGAAUGCUUUGGGCCGGGAGAGCCACAUUAAAUUUAGUAAAAAAUUAUUCGCUACUAUACCAUGUAAUAUGCACCUGGAUGCAUGCUUUGUUGGUUCCGUUUCUAUGAGAUUAAGUUGAGUCAUAUGAGAAUGAAUUUGUGGAUUACUGGAAUUAGUAUAUCUAUAACUUUUGUAAUUAAGAUUAUUAAAAUGUUUUCCAUGGCA